AUGGCGAGACUCACGGGGUCGUGGAAGGCCCUAUUGCCCCUUGCGCUUCUGGGAGGACAGAGUUUUGCGCAAUCAUGUCUUGAUGCCAUCAACGACGGCCAGGUCGACGCAUGUGUCUGUAACGAGCUCGAAUACGUCGUCAGCUACGUCGCUUACGUCGCGCUCUCAACAUCGCUUACAUCCAACUGCGAAGCGCUACCGACUUCGACACUGAAGAUUUCGUCAUCUUCAUCUACCUCACUAUCAGAUCCUUCAGGGAACUCAUCGUCGGACGCGUAUGGAAAUGGAGGAACUUUCACAGACAGGGGCAGUUUUGCUCAGGCGACUGCUGGGGGCAACUUCCUGCCCAGGAGACAACUUCCGUCUGGCGCGUCGUCUUUCGAUUUCCGACUACCGUACUACACGAUAACGAGGUCCGGAACAGCUUCGGCAACCCCGAUUACGGUGUCGAGCUUCAACAACUACACGAGCCUUUUUACAUCGAACCCCAUCUCGACGGCCCAGACUCUGGUAGUAUCGACGCCAACCGCAGCCGCCUCCGACGACCGAUCACUCGCCCGCGGCACAAUCUGGGUUGCCAUUCCGGAUGGCAGGAUUGAUUAUCCACCUCCUGUAACAUCGACGGUGUAUUGGAGUGGGAAUGGCUCGCUUUCUGCUCCAUCUACGAUAUCGACCAUCCCGCCAAAGGCUGAGACUUAUAUCGUUGCCAUCAACAGACCGGCCGACGCCUCUGCACAAAGCGACUUCCCUGCACAGAGUGACAUUCCGUCGCAGAGUGAUCCUCUCCCGCAAAGCAAUGUUCCGCAAAGCGAUGUUCCGCAGAGCAAUGUUCCACAGAGCAAUGUCCCGCAGACUGAUGCUCCCGCGCAGAGCAAUGCUCCCACGCCUAGCGACGUUACCUUCCCGCAGAGCUACGAUCCUGCGCAGAGCGACAGCCCCUUACCGCAGAGCAAUGCGCCCGCGCCGAACGACCCCAGACCUUUCGUCACAUCGGUUGUUCAAUACUCCGGCUCUGCCUCAGUCAACGGCCCGACGACAGUUAGCAUCAUUUCUCCGGAUGGUGAUCAGGCUGGAACAGUUGUGGUGGCAGUGCCCCCGAUUGCUUCUGCCGGAGGAGGCUCACCUCCUUCAUUCAUCACGUCCGUGGUGCCGAAUCAGUCGCCGUCUGAACCUGGCCCGGGAGGAGAUGGCGUCAGUCAGCCCCUUUUCAACAUUGGGACCGAGGGUUUGGUGGCUUCUCAGGUCACAACUGAGAUUGAGUACACGAACUCUUUGGCUGCGACCGUGACUGUGACUAGGACUCUUGACGCGUUUGUUGCGACUCCCAGCGGAACCCAGCCUGGUACAGUCUUCGUCAUUCAAGCGCCCUCAAACGCUGCCAACCCAGGUGCGGGAAGCACACCAGGCACGGGUCCUGAUGGUCAGCCCCUUGAAGCCUCUUUUGCACCUGGCUCAGGAGCAACGGCAAACCCGAACCCAGGAAGCCCUGCUGCUAGCAACGAUCCUGUACGCGGGCCUGCUGGAACCGGUGCGCCGAGUCCGAACGCGACCGGAGGCAGCGGACCGGGUCAGAACCCCAGCCAAUCUGGAUUACCGCCAUCCGGCCCCCAAGCUUCCCCCGCGCCUACGCCCGGCGGAUCAUCUCCGGGAGGCCCUGGUGAUGUGGUUCAGCCCGGUCUCUAUGUGACCUCUGAGAUCCAGUACACGGGAACUCUUCAACUCCCAGGACGUGUAACAAUCUCUUCGAUUGCUCCGCAAGGCACAGCUCCGGGUACGAUCAUCGUCGCUGUUCCUCCCGGCCAGGCUUCAGCCGGUGGCUCUGCCGGUCCUUCGAAUGGUGGUCUCCCGAACAACCAGUCACCGGCCGGUCAGCCAAACAACGCAGACCCAACAGCCUUCUUCAACACCCUGGCGGCACCUGGCGCGACGGCUGCUACUGGCGCUGGUAAUGCUGGUUCUGGAGCAUCAGCUCCUGUCAACGGCGGAACUCCUGGUGCCCCAGCAGCAACCGACCCUGCAACUGGACAGCCGCUGACCAACCCCGAUGUCUUGUCCGCGGCAGCCUACAUCACAUCAACCGUCACUUCCGCUGGUCUUAGUGUUCCGAGAACUACCAUCGCCACCAUUGCCCCUCAAGACUCUCGACCGGGAGUGUUCGUUGUUGCGGUUCCGAAUAACCCAGUCAGCUCUGGAGGCUCAGCUGUACCCCAGUCUAAUGCUCCCGGUGCGCAAGUCCCUGGACAAACUGUCCUGCCUCAGACCAUUCAGCCGCAAGGGGCUGUGUCGUCAGCUGGAGCUCAGUCAAACGUUCCCGGGGCUCAGUCUAACAUUCCUGGGGCCCAAUCCAAUGUUCCUGGAGCCCAGUCCAAUGUCCCCGGUGCUCAGUCUAAUGCUCCCGGUACACAAGCUCCUGGAGUAACCGUUCAACCUCAAAGCAUUCAGCCUCAAGGAGCUACUUCAUCAGCUGCGCAGGGCAGUGUACCAGGACAAGCUGCAUCUCAAGGAGGUGUCAAUCCCGGCGCGACAGCAGCGACUCCGGGUGCCAACACCGUCCCGGGAGCCGGAGACCCCUUGGCUCAGGGAAUUGUUACUGUCACCUCGACUGUCUUGUUUACGGGGCCGGGUCAGAUUACUGCCCCGACAGCAAUUUCUACGAUUCCAGCCAACGGUAACAGCCCGCCGACUGUUAUUCAGGCAAUUCCUGAUCUCUUCGUAACUGUCACCAUCACCGUCACCGCAGCGGACCCGACUCUUCAGCCGACGGCUUUCUCUACGGUGCAACCGACAGGAAACACUCCGGGUACAGUUCUAGUAGCAGCGCCCGCCUCAUUUGUCACAUCACGAGUGCUCUUCACCGGCCCUGGCUCGAUCUCGGCGGCCACUCCGAUUUCGACGAUCUUGCCUCAAGGGACUACGCCAGGAACAAUCAUCUUGGCGCAACCCUUCGUGAGCGUCACAUCAACCAGGCCUGGCAGCACUGCUAGAACUGGACCAGCGGGCACGGUAACAGUCGUGACUACGAUCUUCCCGUCCAACGGCCCUGCAACGGUCGUCUUUGCUGAGCCUGAUCCGACAGCUCCCCUCUUCGGCUCCUUCGUGACAUCUGUUGCGAGUGCCGCGAGCAACAUUGCGUCUUCAGCUCUUGUUCCGGUGUCGACUGUCUUGCCACAAGGUUCAGUUCCCGGAACGAUCGUGUUGGGGCAAUCCGCCGCGCAGACACAGCCUGCUCCAGCUAGCAGCGGAGGCGCAUCGCCUGCUAACACCCCAGCAGGUGCAGGAACAUCACCACCGGCUUUGGCCAGCUCCAUCGCUAAUGCUCAGUCCUCACCUGCUGCUGGUGGUUCUCAAGCGGUGUCGUCGCCUGCUGGCGCUGCGACAUCGCCACCGGCUUUGGCCAAUUCCAUUGCUAGUGGCCAGUCCUCGCCUGCCGCUGCUGCUUCGCAAGCUGUGCCAUCAUCAUCUGCUCCGGGUAUCCCGAAUACGGGGGCACAAGCUGCCUCACCGGGGGCCUCUGCCGCAAGCUCGCAAGUGCCUUUGGACAACUUUCUCGGAAUUACUGGACCGACAACUCUUGCCACUGCUACCGUGGACCCCAACGAUCCUAACGGUACUCGAGGUGGUAGAGGUCUUGUGACUCGUUUUAUCACCUCAGCUGGUGUCACUGGAUCCACGACUGUGUCUACCAUUGUUCCUACGGACCCGCUGCUGGCAAUCACAGUUGUGGUCAUUGUACCGGCGCUUCAGCAACCUGACAUAACUACUCCCGCUACUUCCACCGGUAGAGGUAUCACAACUAGCUUCAUUACCUCUUCAGGGGUCACCGGAACAACGACUGUCUCUACCAUCACUCCGUCGGAUCCGCUCCUGCAGAUCACGGUUGUGAUUAUUGUGCCAGCGCUGCUGCAACCUGCGGCAACUACCCCGGCCAUUUCGUCCGCCAACACAGGUGUACAGGGGGCCUCGCAGACAUCUUCUGCUCCGGCUCAGUCGGCUACAUCAGUCCCAGCAGCGGUGUCAUCCUUGCUCGUGGACCCGGCGAUUCUAUCAUCAGCUAGCUCUGUCCUAGGUCAAUCGUUCGUUCCUACUCCGUCGAACUCGUCACUGCCUCAGUCUUCUGCCGCGGCUUCUCCUGCGGCUCAGAGUUCCUCAGCUGGUCAGUCCAAUGUGCAGCAGCCAUCAACCACUCCCGCGGCUAGCUUGAGCGCUUCUCAACCCAUUUCAUCCUCGGUGGGAAGCACUCAAAUUGGAUCGUCGAACGCUGCGAGCAUUGCUCCUUCAAGCGACGCUGCUCUCGGACAGUCCUUUGUAAGCUCGACUGGAGUUGGAACUUCAUCAGUUGAUCCAGCCGCUUCAUCGUCUGCAUCUGUGGGACCAGGGACCUUUGUUGCUAGCACCUCAGGCCCCAGCGGUGUUGUUUCUGCUACGCCAGGCGUUUCUCAAUCCGCAUCUGUUGAUCCGCAAUCACUGGCAUCCUCUUCAGAAGCACCAGCUUCCGGAGGGCCUUCGUCAAGCGAUUUCUCGUCACAGGCUGUUGGCUCUGUUUCGUCUUCGGGCUCUCCCCAAACCUCAACAGCAGCUCCUGUCGUCUCCUCGUCAACAUUCCUGACUACUUCAGGCGGCUCAACCUUCUUGACUACAGUAGUCCAGACAUCGAGUGAGAUUCCGGAAAGCCAAGCAUUCCAGUCAAGCGGCACCGCAGCGUCUACCGCAAGUGAUCCCGCCUCUGGGUCAGUGUCUGCUUCUGCAAGCCUCUCAGUCUCACAGUCUGAGUUCGCUUCGUCAUCCGGUACUGCCCCAGCAUCUUCAAGCAUUGGUUCCAUCUCUUCGGACCCGGCCGUCUCCAGUCAAUCUGCGGCAGAAACCCCGAGCGCUUCCGUGUCGAUCUCAGACUUUGAUAUCUUCAGCUCGUCCUCAGCGCAAAGCCAGGCUAGCUCCGUGUCUGACCCCGCAGUCUCCAACGGAACGCUCACUCAAUCUUCCGCUGCUCUUAGCUCGGAAAUCUCAUCAUUUGCGACCAUCUCUGAGAGUGCCAGCCCUGCCCCGUCAACAGGCCUUUUGACGUCCUCCGCUGAAACUCAGUCUGGCUUGACCUCCAGCUCUGAGGCACUUGGAGCUUCGUUGAUCUCUACGACUCUGACUUCCCUCAUCACAUCAGACGGAAUCACUUCGGUUUCAACGACUGUCCUUACGACGGCGAUUAGUGCUUCCCAGCCUACUGAGACAGCAUCAGGCGACACCAUUUCCCCCAGUGCCUCCUCGGCUCUGACCUCAACAGACCCAGACUUUGCAUCGCUUACGUUGUCUACCGCCAGUUCUGACAGCUCGACUAGCAACUCGGCCACAGAUGCUUCAGCGUCCUUGAGCGCGUCCACGGAGGCGAGCAGCGCUAGCUUCGAAACAUCAGCUUCUGAUGCUUCCUCGUUCACGUUGUCCGACAUUACCUCAGCUUCUCUCAGUAGCGAGGCCACUAUUUCAGGCAGCACGGCCUCGGCUUCGGCCUCUGAUACAGACACUGCCUUGUCGAACGUGUUCAGCAGCCCUUCGUCUUCAGAAUCUGUCAUCGUCACCGCAAGCACCGACUCUGCGGGCUCGUCAGCUACCACUUUCAGCUUCACAAGCACACCUGAGAGUAUCACCACGGACUCGGCGUCGACCCUGUCUUCAGCCUUCUCUGACUCGAGCUCAUUCAGCAGUGUCAGCGCUAGCGAGACAAACAGCGCAAGCACAACUGAUACUUUCAGCGACGUCUUCCAAUCCACAGUCAGCACAGAUUCAGCAUCUUCUCAGAGUACCGGUUCCGCUAGUGACAGCUUCACCAGCUUCGCCACAUCUUCUGGUCCAGCCAGUGCGACCAGUAAUAGCGCACUUACGUCCGACCCCACGUCGUCAUUUGGAUCAACGUCUGUGGAGGAGGCUUCAUUCAUCACAACCAGCGACGGGACCUCGACCUUCGUGACUUCGGUCUCGAUCUCGAACCCCACGACUCAGUCAUUCUCGGAUGAGACAUCAAGCGCUUUCUCAACCGAGUCAUCAAUCUCGGCGUCAGACCUGACCUCAUCCGCGUUCACCACCGACUCGGCCUCCACUAACUCUGUAUCUGAUCCCACUUCUGGCUCAUUCAGCUCCGAGGUCUCCUCAAUCACUCCGACAACGUUGUCUUCUAUCUCCGGCGAGUCCGCAUCUUCUGUCUCACUCACCGACUCUUCGGCGCUUGGCCAAUCCCUAGUGUCCUCGUCGAGUGACGAGACGGGCUCGGCAACUUUGUCCACGGCACAGACCUCGGCAUCAUUCACCUUGCCGACGCUGACGUCCGUCACAGACUCGGCGUCUCUCUCCGAGUCCAACACGGCCUCUAGCUUCGUGACGCCCACGGUCUCGUCAGAGAGCAGCAUCAGCACCACCUCGGGACUUUCCACCACCGAUAGUUUCUCGACUGGGUCGGGCCUGUCGACUGAUAGCUUCUCAACCGAAUCGGCCCUUACUUCUCAGUCAGAGUCUGCUUCAUCCGCAAGUGAGUCCGGGUCGACUUCGCUGGACCUUGACACGUUGAUUAGCACGACGAAUUCCGGUGAGUCGACGAUCUCUAGCGGCACAGAGACGCCAUCGACCUUGAGCUCCGCUUUUACGACGGAGUCUACGGAUUCGGCCUUCUCUAGCAGCACAGAAUCGGUCUCUGGAGUCACCUCGGAUCUCACAACAGCAUCAACUGAGUCCGGUUUCUCAACAGCGUCGACGGAAUCUGGUUUGUCAACAGCGUCAACUGAGUCGGUAGUCUCACAGACUUCCACAGCCUCAGACCCCACCAUUACUAUCAGCUUUAUCACCUCGUUGGAGACCACCGAUUCAGCAGGUUUCCAGUCAUUCACCACCUUCACGACCAGCUCAGAAGUGAGCAUCUCGACAGACUCAUCCGCCGCGAGUAUUUCGAGUGAUUCUGAGAGCACAUCGUUCACGUCGUUCUCUUCCGCCUCUGAAACUGACUCCGUCACUUCUCUUUCUUCCGACAGCUCGCUGAGCUCCUUCACGGACAGCAGCUCGUUCUCGGUGGAGACCACCUCUGGCAACAUUGCGUCCAGUGAAAGCACCUCCAGCGACACGGCCUCCACCCAAUCUGCCGUGUCGACAGGAAGCACUUCAUCUGAUUCUCUUCAGGACAGAUCUCUGGAGUCAACAUCCACGGACAGCGGUACCGAGUCGACUCUGUCUAUUUCAACCGCAUCUAGUGAGAGUUCAAUCAGCUCGAGCGAUGCUACCACGACGUCUGGGUUCACGUCUAGCGAGACUGAGUCUUUCUCUACUCUGCCUAGUGCUUCCCCAGGCGCCACCACGAGUCUCUCAUCAGUUGAGACGGGCACCACAUCCAGCUUCUCUGCAUCCGAGUCGGACAUCACUUCAACCAGCCUGGACCCAUCGACCGGUUCUACUACGCUGGCAAGCGAGACCAUCCGCUCCGCAACUAGCCUGGAGUUUGAUAGUCUGUCGUCCUCGACUGACUCGCUGUCUACUGGUUCUGUGAGCAGCGGCGAUAGCACGAUCUCCUCAUUUACAGACUCGGCCUCAACAGACUCUGCCUCGACAGACACCUCGUUCAGCUUGACGACAUCGACUUUCGAGUCUUCAGGCUCCUUGACUGAGUCUAUCUUCACUCUUACCCCUAGCACAACGAGCAACUCGUUCAGCUCAGAGUCCAUCGCCUCUGAGUCGAGUGAGAGCUUGACCAGCGACAGCGCUUCAAUCACCGGUACCUCGGCGUCAUUGACUGCCUCAAGUGAGACCGAUACUACACUAUUCGACAGCUUCUCUCCUACUUCGACGCUCUCUGACAGUGCGUCAACGGACAGUAUUUCGACGGCUAGCAUCUCAACCGACAGCAUUUCCACUGAUAGCGUUUCGACUGCUAGUAUCUCUACGGAAUCCAUCUCCACAGAUAGCAUCUCAACUGCUAGCAUUUCGACGGAUUCUAUCACAACCGAUAGUGCUUCGACCGACAGCUUCUCCACCGCCAGCGUUUCGACCGAUUCCUUCUCCACCGACAGUGUUGCCACGGACAGUCUCACGACCGCGAGUGCAUCGACGGACAGCAUUUCCUCUGACACCAUUACAGCGAGUGCCACCUUCUCAACUGACUCUGCGUCUACCGAUAGCAUCUCCACAGACAGCGCCUCCACGGAUAGCAUCGACCCCCAGAGCCUUGUUUCCACUGACUCUGCUUCAUCCGACAGCAGCGCAACCGGCUUGACAACUCUCAGCGAUGCUACUAGCACGACGGACUUCAGCGUGUCUCUCUCAAUGGACUCCGUGACGAGCGCUUCGGACACCAGCGGUCUAACCACUGGAACUGAGUCGACAGACUCAGUAACGACUGCAUCGGAGACCAGCGCGUUUACCACUGGAACCGAAUCGACAGACUCGGUAACAAGCGCCUCGGACACCGCCAGCGGGCUGACUACUGGCACCGAGUCGACAGACUCGAUUACGACCGCAUCAGAAACCAGCGCUCUCACGACUGAAACUGCGUCUACGGACUCGCUUUCUUCCUCGAGCGCGGCCACAAGUGACUCCAGCCAGUCAGUGGAGAGUCAGAUCUUCCAGACCGUAUCCUAUGAUAGCACCGCGUCGGUGUCGACCGCGACAGAGUCAACUCUGUCCGACAUCACAGCAUCAGAGAGCACGGUGUCGGAAAGCACGGCAACCGGCAGCGCCUCAACUCAGAGCACGUUCUCUGACAGCAUUACUACCGACAGCACUGCAACGGGCAGCACUGCCAGCGAGACUGGAAUCACUUCCAGUAGCGAGAGUGUCUUGACCGAUGCUUUCACCACCGAGAGCACCGCAACGGAUAGUACUGCUACAGAGAGCAUCACUUCUCAGAGCACGGCAUCAGACAGCGCCAUUACUCAGAGUCUGUCGACAGAGAGCACCGGCACAGAAAGCACAGCGAGCGAGACUGGAGUCAGCUCCAGCAGCGAGACUGUGUUGACUGAUGCUUUCACAACUGAGAGCACGGCGACCGAUAGCAUCUCGACUUUGAGCACGGAAAGCCAGAGCACAGCUACCGACAGUGCGGCGACCGAUAGCAUCUCAACACAGAGCACUGCCACAGAGAGCACGGCAUCCGAUUCUGGAGUUUCCACCAGUAGCGAGUCAGUUCUGACUGAUUCCCUCAUCACUUCGGCAACCGACAGUAUCUCGUCGCAGAGCACUGCCACAGACAGUACUGCUUCCGAGACUGGAGCGUCUACCACUAGCGAGUCUGUUCUUACUGAUGUCUUUACUACUUCAGCAAGUGAGAGUACGGCCAGUGAGAGCACGGCAAGUGAUAGCACAGCAUCAGGAAUCACAGCAACGGACAGCAUCUCAACAGAAAGUACAGCUACGGACAGCACAGCAAGUGAGACUGGGGCCUCGUCUAGCAGCGAGACUGUUCUUAGCGACGCUUUCACCACCUCAACUCAGGACUCGACAUCCUUGUCGGAAAGCAUCAGCGCUACGGUUGUCACUUCUGAUGGUAUCACAACCACGCUGUCAGAUCUUACCACUGCCUCCACAGACAGUGCCGCGUCAGACAGUUCCUUGUCCACAGCUACCGACGCUUCUCAGACAGGCUCGGAUAUCUCCACCGCCAGCGAGACUACUGCAUCUGGAGCCACGUCCUCAGACGCCACGGCCACAUCAGACUCAGAAACAGCGACUGCAUCGGACGCUAGUAUCUCGGCUUCAGAGACUGCCUUGUCGAACGCAUUCUCUUCUCCUACAAGCGACUCCGUCACUGCUUCCACCACUGGGGAUACCUCUUCGGCGUUCACAGGAACGACACUGUCAGACGGUCUUUCAAUCACCGCCACUGAUUCGACGACCCAGGUUAGCUCAACUAUUUCUUCCGACGGAGAGACAGCCACCACAUCGGAUGCUAGCAUCUCAUCGUCAGAGACUGUCUUGUCAGAUGAAUCCUCUUCAACUACAGCUGACGCAUCGACUGCGUCUGAUGUCUCUUCGACAGCGACGGAUCCAACGGGUGAGAGCACUACUCUCUCUGACACGCUCAUCACCAGCGCCCCUUCAACUUCGGAUACGGCCACCGUCAGCACUGCCGCCUCCUCGGAUGACACUAGCCUGCUAUCGGAUGUCGUGUCAUCUACUGACAGUCUGACGACAGAUGGCGCAAGCUCCACGGAUGCCUCAGCGUCUUCCACGGACACCAUCACUUCCGCCGAUGCUACGGCUACGGAUAGCUCCAGUGUCCUUUCAGACCCGACCGCCUCAUCUGACACUCUGACUUCAGCUUCCGCCACUUCCUCGGAUGACGCUCUAUCCAACGUCUUCUCAUCGACUGACGCUACUGCCACGUCAGACAGCAGCGCAUCAGACACUGCCUCGGCGUCUGACACCGGCAUCACCAGUCCAGCAUCUCUCUCUGAGACUGACUCCGCUUCCAUCACAUCGGAUGUCGCCAGCGUGACGUCUCUGGACUCCGACCUCUCUUCGCAAGCCUCCUCGACGGACUCAAUCACUGGAUUGUCUACCGAUUCGGCUACUGAAACAACUUUCACCGGAGCAUCGUCUAUCACCGAUCCUGCGUCGUCUGCUACCAGCGACUCCUCUGCCGAUCCUGACCUCCUCACCCAGGACAGCUCUACGAAUUCCCUCACUGCAUCUGCGACCGAUUCAGCUAGUGACACAGCAUCAACUGAUGUUUCAUCUGCCACCGAUAUCACGUCUGCCACCGACAUUACAUCUCCCGCAACUGGCAGCAUUUCCGUGGAUCCUGAUCUUCAGAGCCUCACCUCAACUGGUUCCGAGAGCAUCUCGACAGCUGACCCGACUUCCUCCGCAUCUCUUACCGAUAGUGCCAUCUCGGCCAGCGGCACGUCUGAGACUGACAGUGUCUCGACUCAAGCUAGCACGACGGAUGAUUCUCUAUCAUCAUUGACUAGCGCGUUGAGCGAUGCUCUCACGUCAUUGGAGUCGACGGCGUCGGAAUCAGCCAGCGCAACAGAUUCGGCCAGUGCUACGGACUCGGCCAGUGCUACGGACUCAGACACGGGCUUGCCAGCUAGUUUGACGUCGAGUGAUGGAGCUUCAGUCACGAGCUCAUCAGCCGACGGCACCACGGAUAUCUCAGCCUCAGCUACUGAGACUGCAUCGGCCUCAUUGACAACUUCAGAAGACGCUAGCAGCUCUUUGGACACGGCAUCGGCUACAGGACCUGCCUCAGCGACGAGCUCGGCUGACGAGGACAUUCUGUCCUCAAUUCUCAGCUCAACGGCAUCUGACGCAGUCACGUCGUCGGAUCCAGGAGCCUCAGCUACGACAGAAAGCACAGCAUCCUUGACGACCGCGGAAUCUUCCAAUGAUUUGUCGUCCGCUCUGAGCUCAACUUCAUCGCCCACGGCCACUCUUCCCGUUGACACCCAGAUUUUGGAGAGUAGCACGUCCUCUUCCACUGAUUUGGCAUCCUCAGAGAGCGCGGCCGCAUCUUCGGCUAGCUCUGCGGCCAGCGAGGCUUCCUCUACUCAAGCAGAGUCGGUCUCCAGCUCCCAGGGUGCCAGCAGUAUCGCUUCUUCAGCCGCCACGAGCGGUCCAUCAGCUACAACCGCGCUCUUCGACACGAUCUCGAUUCCAUACACUGGAUCAAUCGGCGCUUCUGGUACUAUCCCACUUACCACCUUCCUACCGACAGGUACAGGACGUGGAACAGUUGUCGUGGGCACGAACCCUGCCGCCUUUGUGACGUCCACAGUCAGCGGCGCCACGUCGUUGAACGGAGCGGUGGAGAUCGCAAGUCUCGUCACGGUCUCAAUAAUCCCCCCUAUUGGAACCUUGCCUGGAGUUUUUAUCGUGUCGCCUGUUCUCAGAGCACGCUUCCUGACUACCACGGUUCGAUACACGCCUACUGCAGGAGAGCAGAUCACCGCACCGACGGUCCUGACAUCGCUUGAUCCCUCAGGAACUGCUCCUGGAAUCAUCGUCAUCGCCGCCCCUGAGUCCUUCUUCUCAACGACCGACGCGGCUACGUCAGCUGCCACGACAGAUCCAUCAGUCAGUGACGCCAGCACCGACGCAUCAGCGUUGCCCUCGUCACUGCUUGCGACAGCCAGUGAGACGGCAUCAACUUCUGCGGACUCACCAACCUCUGCCUCGGCCUCAGAAGACCCAACGGCUACCAUAUCUGGCUCAACUGGUGAGAGUUCGCUCGCUGCGACACCAACCUCGGAUCCCGCGGACACCAGUUCCGAUCCUUCUUCGGCUACAGCCUCUGAAGACGCGUCUGCAUCCUCGGACGCUCUUCCCGCAAGUCUCACGAGCCUCUUGUCAUCUGCCACUGAUGCCGCCUCAGAGACCCAGGCUACUACAGGCUCUGGCUCUUCAGUCGUCUCUCCGUCGGCUUCCAUCAGCUUGGAUGAUGACUUGACCUCUAGCACCGCCUUCUCUAGGGCUUCUGACGCCGCAACCGAAUCAUCUAUCGUCGCCAGCAGCUCAACAGACUCUGCCCUCGGUCAAGAAACCGCAAGCUCAUCUGAGGGUGCUACCGUGUCCGACGAGAGUUCCUCAGGAGGCUUGACAAGCAACGUUUCACCGACAGCUUCCGCGUCCGAUGAUCCUACGGAAGCAACGCCUGGAAGCACGUCUAUCCCCGAGACUUCAGCCGCAUUAACCGCCUCGGCCAGCGCUACGAGCGAGGCUUCACAGGCACCAACCGGUAGCAGUGCCCAGGAUACCGCGGCUCAGUCAAGCACCGAUCCUUUGGGUGCCACCCUGCUGCCAACGUCGUCUGCCGCAGCUUCAUCAUCGGUUGCCUCAGCAGAUGCAUCCAUUACUUCGGCAGAUGUUACCAGCCAAGACUCCGUCAGCUCUGGUGCAACCACUGCGGCCACGGAUGCGCAGUCUGCGAGUGCUUCGAGCCUUGUGGGAACGUCCACCGAAGCCGGCAUCAGUGCAAGCAGCACACAAGACAACUCAGUCUCGCCAUCCGCCAGUGUGACAGAUGUCACCUCGCAGGCAGACGCGGCCAGCUCUGCGGCCUCAUCGAGCGCAGCCGCUUCAUCCGCUUCAGAGAGUGCUGAUGAUCAGAUCUUCAGCUCCACGGCCAUCUCGUCCGACGCUUCCGUAUCUUCGGCGGCAACAUCGUUGCCCACUUCCGCCUCGAUCGAUCCUCAAAGCCUUACAGCAUCGGUAAGUCCAUCGGAAAGCAGCCUCAUCCCGUCAAGCACGCAGGCUACCGUUGGCUCGAGCACAUCCUCAGCCAUUAAGACAACAAGCACCGAGGAAUCUGCCAUUCAGUCCAGUUCAACUGAACCUACGGCCGCACCUUCCCUCGAUGCCAGCUCCAGUGCGAUUCAGUCCGCAUCCUCGGAGAUUGCAAGCUCGUCAGCGGCUCUUUCAAGCGCAGCUGCCUCUUCUGCUGAGCCUAGCCCAUCCUCGAGCGAGCUUGUAGAAUCGAACAUCUUGAGCUCCACGCAGCAGUCAACGGCCGUCGCACCGACGUCAAGCAACGGUGAAGUCUCUGCUUCCAGCCCAGUGGCUUCGUCUAGCGUCGAGACAUCUGCCUCGGCCUCGUCAGCGGCAAUCUCCUCAGCCAUCCCGUCUUCCAGCAUUUCAGCCACCAGCGGUCCUGCUUCGGUCAGCUCCUCCGUCGUCGCCUCAUCCCCAGAGCUUGACACCAUUAUCCCCAGUUCGACAACUGCUGCAUCCAGCUCCUUGGUGGCGGUAUCAAGCUCUCUGGCUGCGAGCUCCUCGGCCGCAAAUUCGGUUCAAAGCCCUACUUCCUCCGCGGUCUCAAGCCCUGCUAUCUCAAGCGCGCCAGCCACUUCAUCGGAAACAGGCCUGGACAACAUCUUGUCCUCUUCAAGCUUGGCUGAUGUCUCGAGUUCAGCUGCCGCAUCGGCAUCUCAAUCUGCCUCGCCGGCGGCCUCCUCUGCGGUAUCUUCUGCACCCGCAAGCAGCGCCCCAGCAAGCCAAGCAAGCAGCGCAGCUGCCAGCUCACCCGCCAUCUCUUCAGCUGUAUCGUCAGCCAUCUCAUCAGCCGCAGCGGCAGCCAGCAGCUCUGCUGUCAAUCCUUCGAGUAGCAUCUCCGGCCUAGACAACAUCUUGUCGAGUUCCUCGGCCGCCGCCCCCGCAGUUUCAUCCACCGCUGCCUCGCCAGUGGUCUCAUCCUCAUCUCCAGCUGCACAAGCAAGCAGCGCGGCAGCAAGUGCGUCGGCCAGCGCCUCGGCCGUCUCAUCAGCUGCUUCAGCAGCGGUGUCUUCGUCGAUCAGAUCAAGCAGUCCAGCCGCUGCUCCAGCGAGUAGUUCGGCUGAGAGCCCUUCAAGCAGCCUCUCUGGUCUCGACAACGUCUUGGCCAGCUCCACUACUUCGUCUGUCAGAUCAUCAUCUACCCCUGCCUCGGCAUCGGCGGCUUCUUCAACUCAGCCCACCGCCGCGUCAAGCUCCGCCGCUGCAUCGUCUGCGGCACCGGCAGCUUCAUCGUCCUCGGCGGUGCGGUCUUCCUCCGCAGCUGCAUCUCAAAGAAGCUCUGCAUCCCCAUCGGUCAACCCGGCGUCCUACGUCACAUCACAGCUGUUCAGCGCCGGUAUUACCGCCCCUACGACCAUAUCAACUGUCGCGCCACAGGGAAGUGUCGCUGGUACAUAUAUCGUAGCCCAGCCGGCGCUCUUCGUCACCUCUCAGGUGUUUAGUGCUGGCAUCACCGCCCCUACGACCGUUGCAACUGUCCCGCCGCAGGGCACUGCCGCUGGUACAUACGUCGUUGCCCAGCCUGCGGUCUUCGUUACAUCACAGUUGUUCAGCGCCGGUAUCACGGCUACCUCAACAAUCUCGACCAUCGCACCACAAGGCAGCGCUCCUGGCACUUACAUCGUGGCUCAGCCGGCGCUCUUCGUCACUUCUCAGAUGAUCAGUGCGGGCAUCACCGCUCCUACGACCAUCUCAACUAUUGCGCCGCAGGGUAGUGCUGCUGGAACAUAUGUCGUGGCCCAGCCCGCGCUGUUCGUCACUUCACAGGUUUUCAGCGCCGGUAUCACUGCUACCUCAACAAUCUCGACUGUUGCGCCACAGGGUACCGCUCCUGGCACUUAUAUCGUGGCCCAGCCUGCUCUCUUCGUCACGUCUCGGGUGAUCAGCGGUGGCAUCACCGCUCCCUCGACGAUCUCGACUAUCGCGCCGCAGGGUAGUGCUGCUGGCACGUAUGUUGUAGUCCAGCCUGCGGUCUUCGUCACUUCUCAGGUUCUCUACACUGGAGGUGACCCAGCUGUGACCGCUCCAACCGCGAUCUCGACGAUUGCGCCCUCUGGAACGGCACCAGGCACUGUGAUCGUCGCCUCUCCUGGAUCCUACGUCACCUCACGAGUUCUGUACACUGGAACAAAUACAGCAGUCACAGGACCAACUCGAAUCUCAACCAUCCUUCCGUCAGGAUCAGUGCCCGGAACAAUCAUUGAGGCCGACCCUGCUUCGUACAUCACCACGACAGUACAGUACAGUGGCCCGAGUACUCUGACUGGUCCCGUUGCAAUUUCCACCAUCGCCCCCACUGGAGUCGGCGCUCCCGGAACGAUUAUCGUUGCAACACCCGCAGCAGUCUUCGUGACCUCUCAAGUGCCGUACACUGGUACCGUUCCUCUCACGGCUCCGACCACAAUCGCGACUAUAGCUCCUAGCGGAACGAACCCGGGCACAUACCUCGUUGCUAGCCAAGCCCUUCUCUAUGUCACUUCUCAAGUGGCAUACAGCGGAACAGCUGCCAUCACAGCGCCUACAACGAUAGCAACGAUUCCACCCAUUGGUACUAACGCUGGCACUUACAUCGUGGCGACUCAGGCAGCCCUAUUUGCUACUUCUCAGGUUGCUUACAGUGGCACAGCAGCUAUCACGGCUCCGACCACAAUCUCGACCAUUGCUCCGGUUGGCACUAAUGCAGGAACUUAUAUCGUGGCGAACCCGGCCCUUUUCGUCACCUCUCAGGUGGCUUAUAGUGGCACAGCUACCAUCACAGCACCUACAACGAUAGCAACUAUUCCAGCAGUCGGCACGAAUGCAGGCACUUACAUCGUGGCGACCCAGGCAGCCCUUUUUGUCACCUCGCAGGUUGCGUAUAGUGGUACGGCAGCUAUUACAGCUCCAACUACGAUCUCGACAGUUGCUCCUGUUGGCACGAACGCAGGCACCUACAUUGUCGCCAACCCGGCUCUCUUCGUUACUUCCCAGGUUGCCUACACCGGUACAGCUGCGAUCACAGCACCAACCACCAUCUCAACUAUCGCCCCCGUGGGUACGAACGCAGGCACUUACGUGGUUGCUGCUCGUUUCAUUACCUCUGCGGUGGUAUACAGCGGCGCAAGCUCGAUCACUGGCCCUGUCCCAGUUGCAACCGUACAACCAAGUGGCACGGCUCCAGGAGUCAUCGUGGUUGCUUAUCCGGCUUUGUUCGUCACAUCGACUCAGGCGUACUCAGGAACUAUUCCUAUCACCGGCCCAACAACUAUCACGACGAUUGCCCAGCAAGGUACUGUUCCAGGUACCGUGGUCGUGGCAACUCCGGCACAGCAGGCCUCUUACGUCACCUCAACUCUCUUCCUCACGGCGGCUAACGCAGCCUCAACGACAAUCACAACAAUUGCACCGGCCGGUACGGCGCCCGGUACCGUCGUUGUCGGCCUUCCGGCUCUCUUCGUGACGGUCGUCGGCCCAUACAGUGGCACGGCUACACCAACUGGCUCCACGACAGUUUCCAUUGUUCAGCCAUCAGGAACCGCGCCAGGCACUGUCAGCCGCAGCCGCUUCAUCCAGCAGUCUAUCAACCCUGGUAACCAGAGCUGUCACUGCUUCUUCCUCGUCUCCAGCCGCGGCCGCGUCCUCUUCAAGAUCAUCAACAAGCUCUGCAGCGGCGGUGGCGGCGUCAUCAUCCUCUUCAGCACUAUCCGCAAGAGCUGUGUCAUCGUCUCUGUCAAGCUCCUCUGCCGCUGUGUCUUCAUCAAUACUGUGACAUUGUACUCUAUCAAUCUUGCCAAUGGUGCUCAGACAGUAGUCACAAGCAACCUCGGCGGCGACAACACGCGCAACAUCAACGCCCUUGGUUACAACUCUCGAGAAGACUACAUGUACGCCAUUUCUCAGCCCAACACCGGAACGAGCGACUACCGCGUCAUCCGUAUCCUUGGCAACGGCAACACGACAACAGUGUCCACAUUUACUCAGGCAUCUAAGCUGUACAACGCUGCCUUCAACACCGGAGAUAUCGACCAAAAUGGUCAAUACUGGAUUUCAACCAGCGGUAUCGACUGGUACCAGUACGACUUCUUGCCUGGUUCGGCCACGUACGGAAGACUGGUCGGAUCAGGACUGGUUGACGGUGGAGCCGAUGGGUACACCGUGGGAGACUGGAGUGUUGUCCCUGGAAGCGGAGGUGGAGAUCUUUGGACAAUUGGUGUCAAGAACUUCAACUGCGUCCUCAUGAGAUGGAGCCGCACCACCAAGGACUGGACCAUCGGACAGAGCCUGGGCGCUUUGACCGGAGUCACGUCCGGAACCGCACCGUUCUGGGGUGCUACCUACGCUACGACUGACGGAUACCUCUACGCCGUUGAGAACAACUCCGGACAGGUCUGGAGAAUCGACGUCGACGGAUCAUCUCCUCCGGUUCAACAGACCAGCGUACCGUCUACGAGCAGGAACGAUGGAGCCAGAUGUUUGGACUCGGGAAGCGUAUAA
Molecule: messenger RNA, 17706 nt
Organism: Colletotrichum aenigma
Lineage: Eukaryota; Fungi; Ascomycota; Sordariomycetes; Glomerellales; Glomerellaceae
Gene: mam3
Product: M cell-type agglutination protein mam3
Exons: 4
Coding region: 1-17706 (5901 amino acids)
Source: RefSeq, a predicted model, not a curated record